Messenger RNA from Nematostella vectensis (starlet sea anemone), 4041 nucleotides. RefSeq lists its product as uncharacterized. NCBI's taxonomy places the organism in Eukaryota, Metazoa, Cnidaria, Anthozoa, Actiniaria, Edwardsiidae. The record is from RefSeq and is a predicted model, not a curated record. The transcript has a single exon. Gene Ontology annotation, molecular function: nucleic acid binding. Bases 1 to 4041 code for a protein of 1346 amino acids. Gene Ontology annotation, biological process: DNA integration.
AUGCCUGCUACUGGCGAAUCUGAAGAAACUCCUCCACCUGCAGCAACAUCUUUUCAGCCGGGUUAUGCCUUCAAACCGCCUGAGCCCGUGAAAUUGGCAAAGAAUGGAGUUGAAAGUUGGAAAAUAUGGAAACAGCUGUGGCAGCAUUAUUGUAUCGUCUCUAACGCCGAUUCACACUCGCCUCAAUUCAAGAAAUCUCUCUUGAUCUCUACCAUGGGAAUAGAAGCUUUACAAAUCUACAAUGGCUGUGACCCUGUAGAAACUGACACUGCUAAAGAUAUACUAACCAAACUUGAUGCUCACAUACUUGGUGAAACCAACGAGACCUUCGAGAGGUACAAGUUCAACACUCGAGUCCAGAAACCUGAUGAGAGUAUUGACAGCUAUGUUGCAAGCCUGAAGACAUUGGCCGAGACUUGCAAUUUCUGUGAGUGCUUGAAAACUUCCUUACUGAGGGAUAGAGUGGUACUUGGUGUGAAAGAUGAUCAUACCAGAAAGCGUCUGCUGCAAGAAGGAAAACUCACUCUACAGAAAGCACUUGACAUUUGUCACAGUUAUGAGAAAACGUCUGAUCAACUGAAGAUUAUUUCUGGAAAGGAAGAGGAGGUACACCGAUUGAAUAUAAACAAGCAAAAAACAAAAGGAGCUUCACAUGGUCAAAGGAACAAGCCAGUCGGUAAUGGUAAACCUGGAGGCACGAAUCCUCGUCAAGCUGCUAAAUGCAAAUUUUGUGGCUAUUCUCACACUCUAAAGAAGGAAUUCUGCAAAGCUUGGGGGAAGAGAUGCAAUAAUUGCAAGGCUCCCAACCAUUUCUCGAGUUGCUGUCCAAGUUUGGGUGGCAAGAAACAAGUCCAUACUGUUGGUGACGGAUCUGACUCCGAUUCCUCUGCUGAAAUGGUAUGCCCAGUCAUAUCUGAGUCAAUUAACUCUGUCUCUAGUGGUCCCUUAUAUGCUGAGAUGUGUCUAAAAGAUGGACGGAGAGUCAAAUUCCAGGUUGAUUGCGGUGCCACAGUCAAUGUUAUAAAUCAGAAAUAUGUGCCGCAAAACACUCAACUACAAGAAUCGAAAAAUACACUGAGCAUGUACAACAAAACUACUCUUAAACCAGUUGGAAAGUGUCGGAUUAUCACCAUAAAUCUGAUUACGAAGAAGAAGUAUAAUGUCAUGUUUGAAGUUGUGAAAGAGGAUUUAACACCCUUGCUUAGCAGAAAAGCAGCGGAACAGAUGAAGCUCAUCACGGUCAACUAUGAUAACUUCAAGCAGGUCCAUGUAGUCGCUGAUGGAUUCACAGAAUUAGUGACUGAAUACAAAGCUGUAUUUGACGACACUGCUGUAGGAUGUUUCUCAGGAAAAGUAAAUCUCAAGGUUGAUGGCAAUGCCGUGCCUACUCAAAGUCCACCACGACGAGUACCUAUCAGUGUUAAACCUGCACUUGAAAAAGAGUUACACAACCUUGUCAAGCUUGGAGUCCUGAAGCCUGUAACUGAGCCAACUCAAUGGUGCUCACAGAUCUCUAUACAGAAGAAGAAGAAUGACCAGCUCAGGAUCUGUCUUGACCCAAGAGUCUUGAAUGAAGCUCUUCAGAGGGAAAUAUACCCUCUCCCGACAAUUGAUGAUAUCCUGCCUGAGCUCGCCAAUGCUAAGCUGUUCAGUAAGUUUGAUCUUGCUCAUGGUUACUGGCACUGUGAACUUGAUGAAGAGAGUAGUUACAUGACCACAUUCAUCACUGUGAAUGGCAGAUUUCGUUGGUGUCGUCUCCCAUUUGGUCUCAAAGUCAGUUCUGAGAUAUUCCAGCGUAAGCUCAUGGAGAGUCUAUCAGGUCUUCGUGGAGUGGUCUGUGUGGCUGAUGACAUUCUAGUUUAUGGACAUUCUGAGGGUGACCAUGAUGAGAAAUUGAGAAAUCUACUUGAUGUUUGUGCUAGAAAUAACAUUAAGCUGAAUCACCAGAAGAGUGUGUUCAAGACCACUGAAGUUGAGUUCCUUGGUCACGUCGUGACAAGUGAGGGUCUAAAACCUGAUAUGAAGAAAGUCGAAGCCAUUCUUAAAAUGGAAAACCCCACUGAUGUUGAGGGAGCUCGACGUGUCCAGGGAAUGGUAACUUAUCUCGCAAAGUUCCUUCCACAACUCUCCACGGUAAUGGAUCCUAUUCGUCGACUCACUAGACAAGAUGUGGAAUGGGAAUGGAGUGAGGAACAGGAUCAUGCGAUGAAAGAAAUAAAGAGACUAGUGACUACAGCUCCUGUACUUGCUUAUUAUGAUCCUGACAAAGAACUUGUGAUUCAAUGUGAUGCCUCGAGCACUGGUUUAGGCACUGUUUUACUACAAGAAGGAAAGCCGCUGUGUUAUGCCAGUCGUGCCCUUACUACUACGGAAUGCGGGUACGCGCAAAUUGAGAAAGAGUGCCUGGCAAUCGUGUUCUCGCUGGAACGUUUCCACCAAUAUACGUUUGGACGGAAAACCAUUGUGCACAGUGAUCAUAAACCACUGGAAAUGAUUGUACGCAAGCCACUGCACAAGUCCCCAAAGCGUCUUCAAGGUAUGAUGCUUAGACUUAUACAGUAUGACAUUGAAGUUGUAUAUAAGAAGGGCAAGGAGAUGUACAUAGCUGAUACUUUAUCUCGUGCAUACCUGCCUGAUGAUACUGAACACAAGGAUAGUUUUGCUAAGAUUAAUGCUGUUGGUCACCUAAGAAUUAGAGAAGAAAGGCUUAGACAGCUAAAGAAAGCCACUGAAACGGAUGAUACUCUGCAAACUCUGAAAUCAGUCAUUCUUAAAGGAUGGCCAGACUCGAGACAGGAACUGCCUACUCAGGUUACACCAUACUUUUCAUAUAGAGAUGAACUGACCUUACAUGAUGGAUUGAUCUUCAAGGGAGAACGAGUCAUCGUUCCUGAAAGCAUGCGUAGGGAGAUCAAAGACCAUCUCCACAUAUCACAUCUUGGAGGUGAGAGUAUGUUAAGACGUGCACGUGAAUGCAUAUUUUGGCCUGGUAUGUCUGCAGAAAUCAAACAGCUAGCAAGUGUUUGUGAUGCCUGUCAAACAUUUGCUAAAGCUCAACAGAAAGAAACACUCAUAACUAUAGAAGCUAAAGCACCAUGGGAAAUUGUUGGUGUUGAUUUAUUCUCAUGGAACAACAAAGACUACCUACUAACAAUUGACUAUUUUAGUGGAUACUGGGAAGUUGACCUUCUUAAGAAAACUGACUCCCCUGCAGUGAUUAGGAAACUGAAACAACACUUCUCAAGAUAUGGUGUUCCUGUACAACUAGUCAGUGAUGGAGGACCUCAGUUUGAUGCCAAAGAGUUUGAGGACUUUGCUUAUGAAUGGGAUUUUGAGCAUAAUCUAUCUUCACCUGGGCAUCCAAAUGCAAAUGGAAAAGUUGAGUCUGGGGUAAAAGCAGCAAAGGCUAUGCUCUCAAAAUGUGCUCAAGACAAAACAGACCCCCAGCUAGCACUCCUUGAGAUACGAAACACACCAACUCAAGGAGCAGGAAGCAGCCCAGCCCAACGCCUUCUCAAUCGUCGAACUAAAUCUAUAUUACCCAUGACUGAUGUACAACUCCAACCUAGGGGAAUGGAUUUUCUGAAGGAGGACCGCUGUCGCCUAAAGUUGGAACAACAACGACAGUGUAAGAACUAUAACAAGAAUGCUAAGGAUCUUGGAAUUUUGCAAGAGGGGGAUACUAUCAGACUGAAACCUUUUAGAAAAGGCAACAAAAAAUGGGAAAAGGGUGUGGUUGUUAGGAGACUCGAUGAAAGGUCGUAUGACAUCGAAACGCCUUCUGGGAAGUAUAGAAGAAACCGAAUCGAUCUAAGGAAAACUUCGGAAACUCAACCUGAAUUGUCGUCAAGGAAACCAGAAGUAGUACUACCACCUGCUGAAAUGGAAUCUAGUACUACCACCCAAUCACCAGAAACACCAGCGCAAGUGGAAACACCUAAUGCGGUUGCUGAGGAACAGACACCACCUAUAAUACCCAUACGGAGAUCCUCACGGACAACUACGCAACCAAGCUACCUUAGGGAUUAUGUCACGAGUUAA